AUGGAGAACGUGGACGAUGGCGACCGGAGCUUUUGUGUCCGAUGCCUUGUUUGGCGGCCGAAGCGGCAAGUUCCCAUGCUGUCUUCGCGAGUGGCCUCCCUUCCCAGACCACUGCAGAUUUUCUUCCGCCAACUGCCAGGCUGUAAGGAGGGCAGCUGUCAUCACUGCAGGACCUGCAACCGCUGCGUCCGCUACUUCGACCACCACUGUGGGGUCUUCGGCCGCUGCAUUGCAGGGACGUGCUGCAGCGGCAACAUGCCCUUCUUUCUGCUCAUCAUCUUCAUGUCCUUUGUGGGCACUGGCACCACGCUCGCCUGCCUGGCUACCUCACUGUCCAACCGCAUCGCCAGCCUGCGUGCGACCACAACAGCAGUUCCAGGCGGAUAG
Symbiodinium necroappetens is the source of this 387-nucleotide messenger RNA. The record is from the annotation of a GenBank genome assembly. NCBI's taxonomy places the organism in Eukaryota, Dinophyceae, Suessiales, Symbiodiniaceae.